Messenger RNA from Balaenoptera ricei (Rice's whale), 6127 nucleotides. RefSeq names its product potassium inwardly rectifying channel subfamily J member 15 (gene KCNJ15). The coding region runs from base 969 to 2096 and encodes 375 amino acids. The record is from RefSeq and is a predicted model, not a curated record. Gene Ontology annotation, cellular component: plasma membrane. Gene Ontology annotation, molecular function: inward rectifier potassium channel activity. Lineage: Eukaryota; Metazoa; Chordata; Mammalia; Artiodactyla; Balaenopteridae. Gene Ontology annotation, biological process: regulation of monoatomic ion transmembrane transport; potassium ion import across plasma membrane. The transcript has 6 exons.
UUUUUAUGCAGGUGUUUGGAGAACUCAGAACUGGGUGUCCAUCAGAAUAUUUUGCUGGUCUGUAGAUUCCCUAAGACACACUGCUGACAUCAUGGUCUCCUUUCUCAGAUUCCUCUCUCUCUCUCUCUCACUUUCUCUCCUUCCCUCCCUCCCUCCCUCCCUCCCUCCUUUCCCGUUCCUCCCUCCCUCCGCCCAAUCUCUCCCAAUCUCUUUCUUUCUCUCUUCAGUUUCUUCAGGUAAAUCCUACUCCGACUUGUACCAACUUGUUUUUGACUGACUGUGCACAGCGAGAGCGUUUUCUUCAUUCUGAGAGAACCUGAAGACCUAGGCUUCCCAAGGCGACCUGCGUGGAAGGCUCAUCUCCUCGCCUUUUCGUAACCUCACAUCUAGCCAGGCGCCUGCAUUCACCAGUCCUCGCAGCAAAAGGCAGAAGGAACUUUCUGAAGACACUGCUACUAAUACCUGCCCUGACUCACACAUCAGAGAACUGAGAAGCAUGUUUGGAAGCUGAAGAAGAGAAGCAGCAGAGAGUCUAAAGGUGCCAGCAAGAAAAGAUGUUGGAGGAGGGCUUGGUAGCCCCGUCCCAAUUUACUCUCCAGAAUAUGUUUGGUAAGAGUUCCUGAAGCCCUAGAGAAAAAAAGUUGGGAGAGGAAUGAGAAAAGCCUCAAGGUAGAUAACGGUGGAAACUUGACAAACAGAGGGCCAUCUGUGAAGAGGAGCAGUACAGAGGAGGUAAUAUUCAACCUGCCCUUUGAAGAACAGGUGGAAUUUGACGGAGAAGGAAAGAGCAGGACGAGCACCCUCAGGAAGGAGCAGCUGCUGGUCAUGGAGCCAUGAACACAUUGAGCAGUCGGGAAAAGGAAGUAGAAGAAUCCCAUGGUAGCCAGGUGGGCGAAGGGGAGCGAGGACGAUACACCUGCUUUGAAGAAGCCGCCAUUUGACCUGCCGAGUGGUCCCAAAGCCUGACCAUGGACCCGAUUAACAUCAGCAUGGCCAGUGCUCCCCUGGUGAAGCACACUGCUGGAGCUGGCCUCAAGACCAGCAGACCCCGAGUCAUGUCCAAGAGUGGACACAGCAACGUGAGAAUCGACAAAGUGGAUGGCAUAUACCUGCUCUACCUCCAAGACUUGUGGACCACCGUCAUCGACAUGAAGUGGAGAUACAAGCUCACCCUGUUUGCUGCCACGUUCGUGAUGACCUGGUUCCUUUUUGGUGUGAUCUACUAUGCCAUUGCCUUCAUUCAUGGGGACUUAGAACCCAGUGAGCACACUUCAAAUCACACCCCCUGCAUCAUGAAAGUAGACUCCCUCACGGGGGCAUUUCUCUUUUCCCUGGAAUCCCAGACAACCAUCGGCUACGGAGUCCGUUCCAUCACGGAGGAAUGCCCUCAUGCCAUCUUCCUCUUGGUGGCUCAGCUGGUCAUCACCACCUUGAUUGAGAUCUUCAUCACGGGCACCUUCCUGGCCAAAAUCGCGAGACCCAAAAAGCGGGCGGAGACCAUCAAGUUCAGCCACUGUGCCGUCAUCACCAAGCAGAACGGGAAGCUGUGCUUGGUGAUCCAGGUGGCCAACAUGAGGAAGAGUCUCCUGAUUCAGUGCCAGCUCUCGGGAAAGCUCCUCCAGACCCACGUCACCAAGGAGGGGGAGCGAAUCCUCCUCAACCAGGCCACCGUCAAAUUCCACGUGGACUCCUCUUCCGAGAGCCCCUUCCUCAUCUUGCCCAUGACAUUCUACCAUGUGCUGGAUGAGACGAGCCCCCUGAGAGAUCUCACCCCCCAAAACCUUAAGGAGAAGGAGUUUGAGCUGGUGGUUCUCCUCAAUGCCACGGUGGAGUCCACCAGCGCUGUCUGCCAGAGCCGCACGUCUUACAUCCCAGAGGAGAUCUACUGGGGUUUUGAGUUUGUGCCUGUGGUUUCUCUCUCAAAAACCGGCAAGUACGUGGCUGAUUUCAGUCAGUUCGAACAGAUCCGGAAGAGCCCAGAUUGCACCUUUUACUGCACGGAUUCUGAGAAACAGAAACUUGAGGAGAAGUACAGGCAGGAAGAUCAGAGGGAAAGAGAGCUGAGAACGCUUUUGUUGCAACAGAGCAACGUCUGACGGCAGUGGUGUCGCCUCGACUUAACUCUGAGCUGCUUCCACAUCUGAGCUCCCUUCAAACCCAGAGGCCACUGGGAAAACAAAAAUGUGUGGACACACUCUGAAAAACCGCACAGAUGUACAGACCUGUUCCUUUGAUCUGGUGUCUAAACAAGCAUUCCACCUGUGGUAGGGUUCCUUUUUUAAAUGCUUUGUGUGAAGCAAACUCCCCAAAUUCAAAUUUUCUAAAAGGGGGCUGCAUUUCCAAGAACUUGGUGGAGGCUACUUGAAACAAUCUGGAUGGACAGAUAUUUCACAAUGCUGAUAUUGAAAGGAAAUGCAUUUCCAUACAAGGAUGUCAGCUAUAACAAAAUGUAUUUAUUCAAUCCAAGUAUCAAAGACGAGAUGGCCGAGAGCUGAAACGUGGUUCAGUAUCCACUUAUAUCAUUGCUCUAAAACACACUCAUUUUUUCAAGCAGAGAAAAAGGUAUUUAUAAUGAAGGCUAUCUGGUAAUACAUAAAAAGGGGCAAAGGGACUCUGUACUCACAAAAUAUAAUAAUUCUGUUUUUACCUUUUUCGGUGAAUGUAAUUGUACAGAGUGACAUUGAUCAAAUCAGGAAUGCAUCGUUGUGAAUACAUGUACAGAUGGAGCUGAUGUGAUUGUUCACACUAAUUUGUUUUGGUUGGAAUGUACUAGCCCCUUUCUAUUCAAAAUGGGUUCACAGGCCAGCAGUAUCAACAGCAUCCAGGAGCUUAUUAGUAAUUUAGCCCCACCUGGACUUAGAGAAUCAGAGGCUGUAUCUUAACAGGACCCCCACAAGUCAUUCAUGUAAAAAUGAAAGUUUUAAAACUUCACUCUGGACAAUGUUUUCAAAGUAACUUUCUGAAGCCAGGGGACUCUGUGGGUCCCAGGUCCCCAGUUCUUUAUUAUGGACAAAUAUUCCUUUCAGUGAUUUCAUUCCUUAUUAAAAUACCUUGUCCGCAAAGGAACUGCCACAGGUAUUUCAAGAACAGAAUAACACUGUUGAGAGUAAUGGUUGUCUCUCUCAAGCUAAGCACAUGCUUGUUGAUUACAGUGAACACAAAAGAAACAUUCAGCUCCAUAACAAUCGGAAAUGUGCUCCUAUAUUGAAGUCCAGUCCGUGAGGUUGGAUGGGACUCCAAGGAACUUGUGGAGCUGAGGAUAAGGAAUUAAAACACAGACGAUUACUUGAAGCAUGAACAAAAUUUGAUACUCUGAUAACAUGUAAAGGAUGCCCUCAGUAAUGAAAUAAAUCUCAUACAACUCAGUGUGACACAGGUAACGUUUGGAUUUUGGCAGAAUUUAGAGCGUUUAUUUGGGGCAGAGAAUAAAUGGGCUAGGAUUGGCUAAAUGUGAAAAAGGUGAAUUCUCAUUUCAUUCAAACCAGGACAGAUUUGUACAUUCACUCAAGAAGAAUGUGACUUUGAGUGUGUAGACACGGCAUGGACGUACACAUGAGCCCACAUAUAUGGAUACACUGACCUGACCUGCGAGCGUGCACACCGCAUGCAUGCACACACACAGAGGCGUGCUCGUCCUGGCUCUUUCAUCACAAUUGUGGAAAUUAUCCAUGAAGACAUUUGCAAUUAAAAGAGCAAGUCCUGGACAAGUGUGCUCACGUAUAUUUUGUUCCAUAAGAAUGAAAACACUGGGGCAAGUAAUCUGGAUUCAGAUUAUCUGUGAAAUGGUGUCAUAUCAUGAUGUUCCCACAUUUCAAGUCUCCUUCCGUUAAACAGAAAAUGUGGCUAAAACCUCUGACCCAGAACUGAACCUUUAAUGCAGCUGUAAAAAUCAUGGGGUUGAAGCUGUAAAAGUUUAAAAUACAAUCUCCGUGCACAGGAAAUUAUCGUCUUCAAUUAUUCAGGAAGUUUUUUCUUUUUCUUUUUCUGUUGAUCAUUUUAUGGCAGGUUGUUUUAGAUCUUCAUUCUCUUUUUAAAAAAUCACAUUAGGACUUCCUUGGUGGCGCAGUGGUUAAGAACCCACCUGCCAAUGCAGGGCACACAGGUUCGAGCCCUAGUCCGGGAAGAUCACACACGCUGCGGAGCAACUAAGCCACAACUACUGAGCCUGCGCUCUAGAGCCUGCACGCCUAGAGCCCAUGCUCCACAACAAAGUGAAGCCACUGCAAUGAGAAGCCCACGCACUGCAGAGAAGAGUAGCCCCUGCUCACCGCAACUAGAGAAAGCCCACGCGCAGCAACGAAGACGCAACACAGCCAAAAAUUAAUUAAUUAAUUAAUUUUUAAAAAUCACAUUAAUGUAGUUAGAUAUUAGUCGUUUUAGUUAUUAAACCUUUUUUUAUUGUAUAAUGUGGUAAAAUUGACAGGAAAAUAAUGCCCUGGCAUGUUUACAGUUUUUCUCUUGCACUAUUACAUUUUUCCACAGUAUUUACAUCAGUGCUAAUUUGAAUGUGAUCAAAAUUAAGAAUCUUGCAUACUUCUAUUGUAUAUGGUACAAUGAUGUAGCAUAAGAUUGAGAAAUCUUACUGUAUGUUCAUUUCGCAUACCUAUUUCAGCCAAAUUUGGAAGACUCGAUCAUCUGAUCUAUUGCACUACACACAAAAUAAAUAUGUAGUGUCUUAAAAUCCAAUACUUGUACAAGUCAAUAAAUCAUAUUAUAACAAAAUAUUCCAUAAAUAGCUCUAAAGUUGCUUCUGGUUUGAAACUUCGCAUUUUCUAAGCACACUUAUUAUUACUCUGUACAAAAUGCUCUCGUGUUAACAUGCUAACAAAAGGAUCCAGGCAAAAUUAUUUGAUUACAUCUGGGCAUGAAUCUGACUGAAACAGAUUCAUGCUCAACACCCAACUAACAAUUGUUAAGCUAACUGAGGAUUUUGACCCAAAAAUGUUUUUUGCAUUUUGAAAUAUUUCCAAUGCAUGAGACCUUCUCAGUGCAGCCAUUCAAAAAUGUCAUGUUCCAUUUGAGAAACCACAACGUAACGAGCAGCAAAUCAGUGUAAUCUGCAAGCCAUGUCUUAUUUAAGUGAUAAAAUACAUUGUACUGACACAGCACCCGGUAGCCAAUGGCUCCAGACAGCAUAGCAAAGAUUCACUCAUUGAUCCUCACAGCAAGCCAUCUUUGUUUCUCUUUCCCACUUAACAGGAAAUUACAGCCCAGAGAUGAGAUUCCAGAAACCUAAAAUUAGAGGUUAAAAGUAAAAAAUGCCAUGAAUGAGUGGGUCAGGUAUUUAGAUGCAUUUAAACAACUAUUUUGUCUGAUUUUUCUUUGAAUUAAAUUUUCAGUUUUAAUUGACUGAUUUCAAUCCCACCGAAAUGUAAAUUGACAGAUUAAAAAAAAAAAAAAAGGGACACUUCUACUGCAAUAUGAUUCUUUCUCCCUUGCUUGGAUCCUCAGUACUCAGACAUCAUCUGGAGAACGAAGAAAAGAGAAAAGAAAAGCAAGGAAGUCACGAGGCCUUUGCACUGGUAGCUGAGUAAAGGACCACCUCAUCCUCGGGCUUCGUUCUGUAUUUGGUCCCUGUGGUCAAAGGGUCAGACAUCCAACCAUGUGGCAUAACAAAGCCUUCCAGCCUCUCAAUCUUGGCUUUCAUUCUUGCUAGACUUUUACUGUUAAAUAUUAGAAAUAACUAGUUUUGAAUGCAGGUUAUUUUAUAAUCGUUUUCUGGGAUGGGAUUUUUUUUCAAAUGAAAGGUAUUAGCAUUUUAAGUCUUGAUUUCCAAGUUCUGUAGUGUACACUCGAAUUCCAGCAUUGGGCUCUGCAUAGGUCCAAGGUGUCCUUAAUUUUCUUCCCCUGGGAAGACUUACCCCUGAAGGUCUAAAUUUAACAUUUCACUCCUAAUUGACUAACUACACACGGUUUGCCUUUUGUGAAUUUCAGCUUAUCUGUAAUCAGGAUGAGCUGCCAACCAGUCCUUGGGUCUCUGGGUAGCAAUGAGCAGUUUCUGCUCUCAGAAUGAGGUAACUUAUGAGCAGAGUUUGAGUCUCCAGAGUAUAAAUUUGCAAUGAAAUGGUAUAAUCAAAAUUCAACUGGAAUUUUAAAGAAUAAAGGAGCUGCUUAAUUUCUUGAGGAA